Messenger RNA from Ogataea philodendri, 888 nucleotides. RefSeq lists its product as uncharacterized. Lineage: Eukaryota; Fungi; Ascomycota; Pichiomycetes; Pichiales; Pichiaceae. The transcript has a single exon. The record is from RefSeq and is a predicted model, not a curated record. Gene Ontology annotation, cellular component: nucleus. The coding region runs from base 1 to 888 and encodes 295 amino acids.
AUGUCCAAGCGUACCAAAGAGGAACUCGAGAACGACGACUUGUCGGACAUCGACGUCUCGUCGACCGACGAAGAAGAAGAACAGGAAGAGGAAGAACAGGAAAUGGUGAACGUGGACUUUGAUUUUUUCGACUUGAAUCCGGCCAUCGAUUUCCAUGCUACUAAAAACUUCCUUAGACAGCUGUUUGGCGAGGACUCGGCGUUUUUCUCGAUUUCUGAGAUCACCGACCUGUUUCUCACAGAGGGCCAUGUUGGAACAACCAUCAAGACCGACGGUAAGGAGUCGGAUCCGUUCUUUGUGCUCAGUGUGAUCAGUUUGACCGAUAAUCUGUCCAAACCAAGCAUUAAGGCCAUGAUUAAGUAUUUUCUGGAGAAAACCAACAAGAAGCCGCAAUUCAACGUUGUUUUGCGCCAGUUGCUUUCCGGAACAUCCAAGUCGCGUGUCGGACUCAUCGUGAGCGAAAGACUCAUCAAUAUGCCUGUCGAAACCGUCCCGCCAAUGUACACUAUGCUCCAGGAAGAGAUCGAAAAGGCAGAUAACGCAGACUCCGAGUACAACUUCGACUAUUACCUGAUUCCGUCGCGUGUGUACAAACUGGUCACGUCGGUGAUCGACCAGGAGCUCGAGGAGACUCCGUCGGCCAAGAAAUCGAAAAAACAACAGCCUCUUGCCGAUACUAUAGACUACUACCAUUAUGAAGACGAGAUUUUGGAGCAAAACGCAGCUCAUCACGGAUACUUCGACUACACGAACCAGACCAGAGAAUCCGACUCCAGAAGAGUGUUCAACGACUACGGAAUCGACCCAAAGUUGAGUCUGAUGCUUCUUGAUAAGGCUGCUUUGAAGAAAGCCGUUUUAGAGAUGCAAGCUGCCUUCCCUGCAAACUAG